AUGCCCCCACCAGCCGCCACCGCCACCGCUGCACCAGCAGGCCUCGAGCAGCAGUGGCCACCACGAUCGCCCAAAGAGGCACUCCUCGGUACACCCGGCGGCCGCGAGCGCUACAGACAGAUGCUCGCACAGCGAUCCACCUCGCCCUCGCCCCUGAAGCCCAGACCGACCAUCACAGAUCUCGUACACCGGCCCUCGGAUAUGAUGACGUGGGGAGGAGGAGGAGGAGGAGGAGGAGGAGGAGGCGGAGGCGAUCCCAUGGACCUGGACGAUGAAGGCGAUGACGAGGAGACCUUGCAGUUGAAGCUCCAGGAGAUACAGGCGCAGUUGAGGCUGAAGAAGCUGCGCAAGGAGAAGGCCAGGGCUGCAAACGGGUCACAGGCGGCAGCAGCACCAUCCUCUGGCCAGCAGCCUGAGGACAGUGCUGCCAGAAAUCAAAGACCCGACUCGGCCUCUAUUGCGCGACCGGGCAUGAGGAUAAAAGAGAUCAGGAGGACAGAACCUACGGCGCGCCCCCCGUCACAACCACCAGUCGAGGUACCCGCGUCGCCUGUGAGAAAGGUCCAGCCACCACCCGCCGCACAGACAUCGCCCAGCCGGGUGCUGCUUGGGAUCGACAAAGGCCUGAAGGCUUCCGAUGUCUCGUUGAGAAGGGCCCCGAGCUUUCGAAAAUCCUUCGACGAUCUAGGAGGAUCACAGGGUGGAGGUUACCUGCGCAGUUCGAGGAACCCCGGGUCCUUCGACGACAAACAGAAACCUCUAAGCUUCAGCGAGAGGCUAAAGACCGCCCGAGACGAGGAGAAUGUCCGCCAGGACACGAGGGACAAGGCCGCCAGGUCACGAAGCACAGCGUUCAACGUGGGAAGGCAAGAGAUGGAGGACUACAAGAGCAACGCCACAGAUAUAGUAGACGAGCCUUCACCCAUGGAGAGGGGUUUCACAAAAGACGAAAUAUUAGGCAAGACAUCAGGCGACAGGUCAAGAGUAGGGUUUCUGCAGCGAAGCAACACCACGUCCAGCGCGCGCACAUCAUCGUUUCCGGCGCCUGCCAGCUCUUUUACCGACGGCAACGAUCCACAGGCCUCUUUCACCUCUACGACCUCUGAGCCCCAGAAAUCCUCGUCAUCCGCCUCCUUCGAGCCGUACUCCUCCUUUCACCUCUCCAAGCGCAUCCUUCCUCACCAGGUUGUUGCGCGCGCCAUAUCGGGCAAGACAACGUACUCUCUCCAGGACCUCCUGCGCCAAGUCAAAGCCCCCGACUGGUCCUUCCCAGACGACGUCAUCGACAGCGUUGUCUUCGCCAUCGUAGCGUCCAAGUCGGAGCCGCGCAGCCACAAGCCACAAUUCGACGCCGAGACAGGCAGACUGAAGGCCUCCGAGAGGGGCAAGUACAUGGUCCUCACGCUGGUCGACCUGCAGUGGGAGAUUGAGCUCUUCCUCUUCAACUCCGGCUUCGACCGCUUCUGGAAGCUCAGCCCAGGCACCGUGGUCGCCAUCCUCAACCCGGACAUCAUGCCGCCGCCACCAGGGAAACAAGACACCGGCCGCUUCAGCCUGACCAUCAACUCAGAUGCCGACACCAUCCUCGAGGUUGGCAUGGCGCGCGACCUCGGCUUCUGCAAGUCUGUCAAGGCCAGCGGCUCCCUUUGCAACAGCUGGGUCAACGCACGGCGCACAGAGCACUGCGAGUUUCACACGAACUCGGCCCUCGCCAAGACACGCGGUGCGCGCAUUGAGAUCAACGGUGGCGUCGGCUUUGGGCUCGAGGCGCCAAAGGAGCGCUCUCGUAGUAGGAGAGUGUGGCACAAAUCCGCCCAGGAGGUCGCCAGAGAGGAGCGCAUGAAGAAGUUUGACGACACCAACGGGAAGCUGGACUAUGACACGGGUUCCCGAUACUUUGUGAGCGGGGGCAGCCGCGGCGCGAAUAACGAGGAGCUGGACGCCGCGGCGCAGCUGGCCGACACGCGCGAGAGGGCUGAGGGCCUGAAGCGCAGGCUCGCGGCCAAGGAGAAGGAACGGGACAUAGCCAAGAAGCUGGGCGAGAUGGGCGGUAGUGGCGUGGGCGGGCAAUACAUGCGCGCUGCGGCGAAAGAGCCCUCUGAUCCGGCCAGGACGACCUCGCAGGCCUCGCGACUCGCCAAUGGGAGGACAGCAGCGUCCAUGGCGCCACCCACGGCCGCGCGCUUCAGUCCUGCGCUCAAAGUGCCCAGGAUUCCGCUGCCGGGCACGUAUCACCACCACCAUUAUGACGACGAGGGAGGUCAGGAGGAGCGCAAGGUCGACGCCCGCUCUCUCGGCCUACUCGCUCCGCGCGGCAGCGAGCCCAAGAUCUCCCUGAGCCCCAUCAAGCGCAAGCGCCAGGACAGCACGCAGAGCUCCUUCAACACGAGCUUCGACGGCAACGGCGCGACCGGCAGCCGCGGCCCCCACCAACACCAACACAACAACAGCAACAACAACAACAACGCCACCACGACUUCCUCCACUACAUCCUCCUCAUCCGUCUCGCGCACGUUCGGCUGGGGCGGGAGCCUGCGCGAUAAGCUGUCCCGCAUGCGCGACGGGGAGAGGCUGAACCUGAACCUCCACGCCAAGAAGGACAGCACCAGUACCGUGGCGUCCGCGUUUCGGGACAAGGACCGGAGCCCCGUGCGCAAGAAGACGCGAUUUGUCACAGAAAAAGGCAUCCGUGAGGCCGGUCGGGAGAGUCUCCCUGGCGGCACUGGCGGCGAUCGAAAGAACAUCCGCCCUGGUGUGGUUGGUUUGUACGAUCGUGGUGGUGGUGGCGGCAGCAGCAGCAGCAGCAGCAGUGGCAGGCGAGGCGAUCUCAGAGGACGGGAGGUGGUGCUGGAUGAGGACGAAGACAUGGACGAGCUUGUGGUCGUGAGGUGAGGUGAGCCUCCUUGGACGACUACUGCUACUGCUUAUCUGGUGAAGGGGGCGGGAGAAGGACCUCCCUUUUUGUGUAUAAAACACCAGGGUCCUUGAAUAUGUUUGCCUGGGCAGAGAAAACUUGACGACGGUCAAUCGUCUCCUCUUUCUUUUCCUUCUCUUUUGUUCAUAUGUUUUCUGCUUUUCUCUCUGUAUUCGGGCUAGAAAGCAUCUCAAACGGAAAUAAGGCAUAGGAUACACGGACACGGCAUCGGCAUGGGCACGGGGACACGGUUUAUGAUUCAGGGCAUGGGCGCAACACGGGAUGGGUAUGGCGCUCUCUCUCUGUGUGUCUGUCUAGGUUGUUUCUAUCACGCUUUUCUCGGGAUCAGAGAAGGAGAACAGAGAGAGAGCGAGAGAAAGAGAAAGAGAUAGGAAUCAGGACACAAUACAGAUAUAGGCAUAACUACAUGAGUGUGUCCCAAUG
Messenger RNA from Cryphonectria parasitica EP155, 3358 nucleotides. RefSeq lists its product as uncharacterized. Gene Ontology annotation, biological process: DNA replication; DNA replication initiation. Gene Ontology annotation, cellular component: replication fork protection complex; nucleus. Gene Ontology annotation, molecular function: single-stranded DNA binding; DNA replication origin binding. The record is from RefSeq and is a predicted model, not a curated record. NCBI's taxonomy places the organism in Eukaryota, Fungi, Ascomycota, Sordariomycetes, Diaporthales, Cryphonectriaceae. The coding region runs from base 1 to 2892 and encodes 963 amino acids. The transcript has 2 exons.